AUGUCGAGGCCGGAACACACACGCACCAACUCCACCAACUUGAACCCCGGCUCUCGCGCUCGCCCCCUCGAAGGCCGCGUGGGAAUCGUCACGGGUGCUUCAAGGGGUAUCGGAGCCGCCAUUGCAAGGAAUUUGGCCAGCAAAGGCUGCAAUAUUGUUCUCAACUACACCUCAGACUCUUCCACCAGCGUCACGGAAGAGCUGGCCGCUGAACUGGAAGCCGAGCAUGGCAUCAAAGCCGCCAUCGUACAGGCCAACAUGGGCUCCGAAAAUGGUCCCCAGCACAUUGUCGACGUCGCCAAGAACCAUUUCCAACACCCCAAAACGGGUAAAUUCGAGAUUGGCAUCAUCAUCAACAACGCGGGUGUCGCCGGCAACAACCCCAUAGAGAAGAUUGAUUGCGAGCAGUUCGCAAGGCAAUACAAUAUCAACGUGCGAGGUCCUCUUCUGCUCAUUCAGGCUGCUCUUCCGUACCUGCCUCAUGACCGCUCCGGCCGCAUCGUCAACCUGUCGUCAGUGUCUUCCUCGCUAGGGCCAUGAC
Periconia digitata is the source of this 541-nucleotide messenger RNA. The record is from the annotation of a GenBank genome assembly. Lineage: Eukaryota; Fungi; Ascomycota; Dothideomycetes; Pleosporales; Periconiaceae.